This is a messenger RNA of Mus musculus (house mouse), 4410 nucleotides long. It is a transcript of the gene Pacs1, whose product is annotated as phosphofurin acidic cluster sorting protein 1. Lineage: Eukaryota; Metazoa; Chordata; Mammalia; Rodentia; Muridae. Gene Ontology annotation, molecular function: transmembrane transporter binding. The coding region runs from base 223 to 3186 and encodes 987 amino acids. The record is from RefSeq and is marked validated. Gene Ontology annotation, cellular component: Golgi apparatus. Gene Ontology annotation, biological process: protein localization to plasma membrane. The transcript is spliced from 25 exons.
AGUGUCUGGGCCUCGCGGGCCGCAACAGGCGGCGGCGGGCGAGCGCGAGGACCGCGCGCAGCGAAAGCCCGCGCGUGCGUGCAGAUUCGCUGGUGGCUCGCGCUCCGCCGGGCGUUCUGAGGAGACGCGCUGAGCCGCUGCCGCCGCGGGGGGAAGCCUGAGAGUCGCUCGCGUGCCCUCAGUCUGCGUAAGCCCCGCGCCCCUUCCUCCCCUGGCCAGGCCAUGGCGGAACGCGGAGGGGCGGGCGGUGGUCCCGGAGGCUCCGGGGGCGGCAGCAGUCAGCGGGGCUCUGGGGUCGCCCAGUCCCCGCAGCAGCAGCCGCAGCAGCAGCCGCCGCAGCCUCAACAGCCGACGCCCCCCAAGCUGGCCCAGGCCACCUCGUCCUCCUCGUCCACCUCGGCUGCGGCCGCCUCCUCCUCGUCCUCCUCCACCUCCACCUCCAUGGCCGUCGCGGUGGCCUCGGGCUCUGCGCCUCCGGGCGGUCCAGGACCAGGCCGCACCCCCGCCCCAGUGCAGAUGAAUUUGUAUGCUACCUGGGAGGUGGACCGGAGCUCAUCCAGCUGCGUGCCCAGGCUCUUCAGCUUAACUCUGAAGAAACUUGUUAUGCUUAAAGAAAUGGACAAAGAUCUUAACUCAGUAGUCAUUGCUGUGAAGCUGCAGGGUUCAAAAAGGAUUCUUCGCUCCAAUGAGAUCAUCCUUCCAGCCAGUGGCCUGGUGGAGACAGAGCUCCAGUUAACCUUCUCCCUCCAGUACCCUCAUUUCCUUAAGCGAGAUGCCAACAAACUGCAGAUUAUGUUGCAAAGGAGGAAGCGGUACAAGAACCGAACUAUCUUGGGCUAUAAAACCUUAGCUGUGGGACUCAUCAACAUGGCAGAGUACUCCUAUGUGUCAAAGACAAAGAAGAAAGAGGCUGCAAGACAGCUUUUUAAAUUAUUUCUGGUGAUGCAACACCCUAAUGAGGGCGCUUUAGUACUUGGCCUGCACAGCAAUGUGAAGGAUGUCUCUGUGCCAGUGGCAGAAAUAAAAAUCUACUCUUUAUCCAGCCAGCCCAUUGACCAUGAAGGAAUCAAGUCUAAGCUGUCUGAUCGCUCCCCAGAUAUUGACAACUACUCUGAAGAAGAGGAGGAAAGCUUCUCCUCAGAGCAGGAAGGCAGUGACGACCCAUUGCAUGGGCAGGACCUAUUCUAUGAAGAUGAAGAUCUUCGGAAAGUAAAGAAGACUCGGAGGAAACUGACCUCAACCUCAGCCAUCACUAGGCAACCUAACAUCAAACAGAAGUUUGUGGCCCUCCUGAAACGAUUCAAAGUUUCUGACGAGGUGGGCUUUGGGCUAGAACACGUGUCCCGGGAGCAGAUUCGGGAAGUGGAGGAGGACUUGGAUGAACUGUACGACAGUCUAGAGAUGUACAACCCCAGCGACAGUGGCCCUGAGAUGGAGGAAACAGAAAGCAUCCUCAGCACCCCAAAGCCCAAGCUCAAGCCCUUCUUUGAGGGGAUGUCUCAGUCCAGCUCACAGACGGAGAUUGGCAGUCUCAACAGCAAGGGCAGCCUCGGGAAAGACACCACCAGUCCUGUGAGCAGAACGAUGAUGGAGUUGGCUGCUUUAGAAAAAGUCAAAUCUACCUGGAUUAAAAACCAAGAUGACAGCUUGACUGAAACAGACACUUUAGAAAUCACUGACCAGGACAUGUUUGGAGAUGUGAGCACAAGUCUGGUUGUACCAGAAAAAGUCAAAACUCCUAUGAAGUCCAGCAAAGCUGAUCUGCAGGGCUCUGCCUCUCCCAGCAAGGUGGAAGGGACACACACACCUCGGCAGAAGAGGAGCACUCCCCUGAAGGAGCGACAGCUCUCCAAGCCCCUGAGUGAGAGAACCAACAGCUCUGACAGUGAGCGAUCUCCUGAUCUGGGCCACAGCACACAGAUUCCAAGGAAGGUGGUAUACGACCAACUGAAUCAGAUCCUGGUAUCGGAUGCAGCCCUCCCUGAAAAUGUCAUCCUGGUGAACACCACAGACUGGCAGGGCCAGUACGUGGCUGAAUUGCUUCAAGACCAGAGGAAGCCUGUGGUAUGCACCUGCUCAACAGUGGAGGUCCAGGCAGUGCUGUCCGCCCUUCUCACUAGGAUUCAGCGCUACUGCAACUGCAACUCAUCCAUGCCGAGGCCGGUCAAGGUGGCAGCUGUGGGCAGCCAGAGCUACCUGAGCUCCAUCCUCCGUUUUUUUGUCAAGUCCCUUGCCAGCAAGACCCCAGACUGGCUGGGUUACAUGCGCUUCCUCAUCAUUCCCCUAGGUUCUCAUCCAGUGGCCAAAUACUUGGGCUCAGUAGAUAGUAGAUAUAGCAGCACCUUUCUUGAUUCUGCCUGGAGAGACCUAUUCAGUCGCUCAGAGCCUCCAGUGUCAGAGCCACUGGACGUGGUGGGUCGUGUGAUGCAGUAUGUCAAUGGAGCUACCACAACACACCAGCUGCCUGUGGCUGAAGCCAUGUUGACCUGCAGGCAUAAGUUCCCUGAUGAGGACUCCUACCAGAAGUUCAUCCCCUUCAUUGGCGUUGUGAAAGUGGGCCUUGUUGAAGACUCGCCCUCCACUGCAGGUGAUGGGGACGAUUCACCUGUGGUCAGCCUUACUGUGCCCUCCACAUCACCACCCUCAAGCUCAGGCCUGAGCCGAGAUGCCACAGCUACCCCUCCCUCGUCCCCAUCCAUGAGCAGUGCCCUCGCCAUCGUGGGGAGCCCAAAUAGCCCAUAUGGGGAUGUGAUUGGUCUCCAGGUGGACUACUGGCUGGGCCACCCUGGGGAGCGAAGGAGAGAAGGUGAUAAGAGGGAUGCCAGCUCAAAGAACACCCUCAAGAGUGUCUUCCGCUCGGUGCAGGUUUCUCGCCUGCCACAUGCAGGGGAAGCCCAGCUUUCUGGCACCAUGGCAAUGACUGUGGUCACCAAAGAGAAGAACAAGAAAGUGCCCACUAUCUUCCUGAGCAAGAAGCCCCGAGAAAAGGAGGUGGAUUCUAAGAGCCAGGUCAUCGAGGGCAUCAGCCGCCUCAUCUGUUCUGCAAAGCAGCAGCAAACCAUGCUGAGAGUGUCCAUCGAUGGAGUUGAGUGGAGUGACAUCAAGUUCUUCCAGCUGGCAGCCCAGUGGCCAACUCAUGUCAAGCACUUUCCAGUGGGACUCUUCAGUGGCAGCAAGACCACCUGAGACCCUGCCUCCCAACCACUCCCUCCUGGCACUGCCACCCAGCCUCACCACCUGCAGGCAGGGGAAGGCCAGCAAGCCCCAGCCCAGCCUCCCUUUCCCAGCACUGGGGCUUGUCUCUACACACCCAGUCCUAAAGGACACUGCCACUGGGGAUACAGCCCUCCCCUCUCACUGCCCAGCCCAUCUCUGGACUACCCUUCCUCCUGUUCCAGGCCCAGAGCUGGGUGGUCCUGACUCUGGUACCCAUAAUCCCUGUAAUUGAAUACUCUGGGCCUUCCUUCACCUCACUCACCCCUGCAGCACUGGUACCCUUUCUGGAAAUGAAAAACCUGGAGUUCUGGUACAGUGAGACAGCCCAGCACCCUACAUAGCCUGGCCACCUGGCUCUGCAUUUCCAAGGCUCUGUUGCCUGUUGUACUCCCCCUGCCUUCCUCCAGCAGGGCUGGGGCCUCCUACCCUUCCUGUGACCUCACCUGCCGCGCAACUUCCCAGUAGGGGGAAUGAGGCUGGCACCUGGGCAUCCCGGUAUUUCUGGGAUUGAAGGGGCCUUCCCAGUCUCUCCCAUGCAUGAUUUCCUGGCAUCUCAAAUCACUUGGAUGUCCUGUGUUUUGUGUGUGUUUUAGUUGUUUGGGUAACUUGUCCUGUGCACAGGUCCUUGAGGCUCCUCCCUCUGCCUCCCAGCCUCCCACCUAAGAUUGUUCUGUGGCUUCAUGAGGUAGGAGACAGCAAACCCACCCCUCCACAUACAUUAUCUGUGACUCUUACCCAGUCAUAUGUCUCCCUUUUCCUGUGUCAGCUUGCGUCCCCAUCCCUGCUUUGUCUUCCCACUUCUGUCAUGGCAGGGCAGCAGAAAGAGGCCCAUCUCCACCAGGUCUCCCUCCAGCAGCCUCCUUCCCUCUCUCAGCCAUGGAUGGGUCCCAGACCUAUCUCAGCCUCCUCAUCAGUGUCUUCAUGAGAGGCUGAGGACACGUGACAGAGCUAGCCCAGCCUCCAUGCCCUCUGGCACUUCAGAGCUUCUCUGUUGCCCUCUCACUGCUUCCUAGCAGUGUGGCACAGAACUGCACUCAGAACAUAGUUUUGGCAUUCUUCACAUCCAAGACUCCAGCCCUUCCUGCUGCCCAGCCCUACUGUCCAGAGUGUCUCUUGGGCCUGAGAAUAAGUGGGGUGGGAAGACUGGGGCCAUGUUGGGUUUUUUCAUUCAAUAAACUGGUGAUUUCUUACCAA